UUGAGCACGCCGGCGUUUCUAACUCCGUAGGGGGUCAGUCGACACCUGGUUGAAUGCAGUCCAUCUGCGGCCGAGGAAGCUUUCGCGGGCGUAGAGUGUCUGAAGUACCCAUGGGGCUAGGUCCGCGCUCCCCCCAUAAGGCCGGGCGCCGGUUCCCUGUUGGUGGCAAACGAGGGCGCGGGGCCAAGGGGUCGGGGCGUCCCCCAUCAGGACGCCAACAACAAUCUCGCCCGCCUCCGGACGGGCGCUCGGAGCUAGCUGUAGAUCCACACCCUCACCUGAGCCCCGAAGCGCUGGGAUAUUUCCGUCGGGCGUUAUCGGCGCUGAAAGGGGCCCCGGAGACCGGAGAAGAACGAGAGCUGAUGGUGCACAAUGUUUUGAAGGAAGUGGAGGCUCAAGCCCUAGCCUUGGCCACAGAUAGGACUGGCAGUGAGAUGCUGCAGGAACUGUUGGGGUUCAGUCCCCUGAAAUCUCUGUGUCGAGUGUGGGCUGCUCUGAGUUCAAACUUGCGCUUUGUGGCCUGUCAUCGAUGUGGGGUCCAUGUAUUGCAAAGUGCUUUGCUGCAGCUGCCUCGAUUGCUGAGGAGCCCUGCAGAGGAGGUGAAGGAGGAGGAGGAGGAUGGGAAGGAUGGUCUCUUGGAGACCCUGGAGGAGUUGAUCCUGGGACUAGCCUCUGAGGUGUGUGAUGAUUUUCUUUUCUACUGUGGAGACACACAUGGCAGCUUCGUGGUCAGAACUCUGCUACAGGUGUUAGGAGGGACUCUUCUGGAGUCUGAGAGAGCCAGACACCGUGGCUCCCAGUCACCUGGUAAGUAUUACAAGGGGACAAAGAAGACCUAGAGGAAAGGAGAGUUUAGGAAGUUCAGAAGGAGAGAGUAAGCAGAAGACUAAUUCUUAAUGACCUUGCAAAAUUAGCAGAGAAAUUAGGACAGGGCUUUGCAGGCCAAAGAUUUGUUUGCACAGAAGCCCAGAGGUGAGGAUGCAUAGGUGUGUUUAGGUGAAAGCUAAACAUGACUCAAUGUACAUUUGUAUUCAUACACAUACUGGAUUCAGGCAAAAGUUCAGGAAAUAAUAUCCUUACUUCGUGCACUCACUCUGAUAUUUUCCUCUUUUUUUUUUUUUUAAAGAUUUUAUUGGG
Molecule: messenger RNA, 1137 nt
Organism: Hipposideros armiger (great roundleaf bat)
Lineage: Eukaryota; Metazoa; Chordata; Mammalia; Chiroptera; Hipposideridae
Product: nucleolar protein 9-like
Exons: 2
Coding region: 54-839 (261 amino acids)
Biological process (GO): endonucleolytic cleavage to generate mature 5'-end of SSU-rRNA from (SSU-rRNA, 5.8S rRNA, LSU-rRNA); endonucleolytic cleavage in ITS1 to separate SSU-rRNA from 5.8S rRNA and LSU-rRNA from tricistronic rRNA transcript (SSU-rRNA, 5.8S rRNA, LSU-rRNA); endonucleolytic cleavage in 5'-ETS of tricistronic rRNA transcript (SSU-rRNA, 5.8S rRNA, LSU-rRNA)
Cellular component (GO): nucleolus; 90S preribosome; preribosome, small subunit precursor
Molecular function (GO): RNA binding
Source: RefSeq, a predicted model, not a curated record